UACACCGAUUAGGAGAGUGUCCACAAAAGAAUCACAUUUUUUGCUGAACGUAACAAUUUGUUUCUGUAUAAUGCAGUUUCAAUCCGUCUUGUGUGUUCGCCGAAUGGGGUCAAACGCAGUUUUCCUGCGUGUGCUAUGUGCGUUCUGAAGUCCAUAUUAUAAUUUUUUUUAAAGAUAACGUUGUGAAUGGAUCAGGUUGUGUUGACCAAAUGUCUACGAUGAUAAGGAAAAGUAUACGCUCUGUAUACUUAACAUAGUGGGAUUUCCAACGUACCAUACUGCUCAGAGAAUGUAGCAUUUAUUAAGACUAACGUUUUCUCCUUCGUGGCAUUAUUGACUUCUUUAAAGAGUGGGAAAGUCCCAAGUUUUGAAAGUUAUCCGGAGCUGAAUGUCUUAGAGCUAGAAUCUAGAUCUAGAGCUCUCUUUCUCUUCAUUUUUGAGACGAAAGGCUUGGACGAAAACUCCGCCAGCAGUUGCCAAAAUGGAGGCAAAUGACGUGGCUGUGGUUGGUUCGAACCAUAUGGGUUCUGAAAAGGUUCAAACCCCAGCCCAUUGGUGGAUUCGUUUAAAGGAGCCUGACUACAGACGCAGAGUUACGAUGUCGCUGCUGAUUGCCUGGACUAUUUUUAUCCUCGGCACAUCACGGAGUCUGAACGGCUCCACAUUUCUCGACCUUCAGAUCAUCACCAACACUGACGUGGAGGCUGCCGCCGCCUUCUUCACCGCCUACUCUGUGGGCUUUCUGAUUGGCUCAAUUUUUAGUGGCGUCAUCAGCAAAAAGGUGAACCGGAGUCUUACCCUGUUCCUAGGACUGAUUGGGAUCGGAGGCUGCGCGAUAGUGACGCCGUACUGCCCCGUGUAUAUCGUCAUGAUUCUUGUCCGCGGCAGUGACGGGAUGUUCUCCGGAGUAGUGGAUACCACAAGUAAUGCAGAACACAUGAGACUGUGGGGCGACGAAGGGGGAACACUGCUGCAGCUCAUACACUUUGCCUUUUCCGCGGGAGGUCUGUUAUCUCCCUUAUACACCGAACCAUUCCUGGCACCGCAACUGGAAGAAACAGAAACCAACACAACUCUUCUGGCCAGCGCAGAACUGGAGUCUUCAACCACUUCUAAUUUCACACAAGAUGGAGGAAGCGUAGAAGCAAUACUCAACGGGGCUGGCCAUUUUGUGUACAACGUCAGCUCAAGGAAUGUCACGCAUUUGGAGGAAGUCAUGUUCAAUUCGACUCAUCAUUCAGAAACGCGCGCCAGAGAAACGGACGUUCAUUGGGCGUAUCUCAUAACGGGUCUCCUAGCUAUUGUUGGUUCGAUUCCUUUAGCCUGGAUGUUUUUCCGUUAUCGGGGAGUGAGUGAAAAAAGGCAUUCGGGUCAGCAGUCAGAAGUCAUGGAUACAACUUUUCGGAAGCUGCCUCGCCGUCUAUUUGCCGCACUCAUGUGUCUGUUCGUUGCUUACUUCGUGUCCUACUCCUGCAUGGAGGAUACCUUCAUCUCAUUUCUCAUGACGUUUGCAGUUCUUGAGUUCUCCUCGAUGACGAAAUCACGGGCUGCGUACAUCAACGCCAUCUUCUGGGCUUCUUCCGCAGCGGCCAGAUUUUUCGCCAUCUUCGUUUCGCGACUUCUGUCUCCAAUCCGAAUGUUGGGCCUCUGCGCGUUCUUCGUCUGUUCUUCGUUCAUCGGCCUGUCUCUAAGCGCAGUGUUCGAUUCAACCCUCGCCCUCAGUAUAUUCGUGGCUACCAGCGGCCUUGGACUCGCGGCAGUGAUGGCUUCCACACUCAUGUUCUUAGAAUCCGAGCUGCUACACAUAACCGGACCGAUUGCCUCCUACAUAUUUGUUUUAAACUCCCUCGGAAAAAUGGUCAACCCCAUCCUUCUGUCGUUCCUCAUGGAAGAAAUAUCCACUAUGUGGUACAGCUACAUGCUGCUAAUAUAUUUUUCAACGAUAGCAUCGAUUUUCUUGGUUCUUCUCGUCUGGAAUCGCUCUUAUUUGAACAAGCGUUUCGGAUUUUUGAGAAUAGGGAAGGAAAUGUUCAUUGUCGAAGGGUCCGGCGACUAGUAAGCAAAGUGACAUUUUUCCACUGAAAAUUUACUCUUUGAAGCAGGUGUACAAAUAUGCUUGGUGGUGUCAAAGAAUGCGUACUACAGGAUAGCUCACAAGAGAUCAUCACUUUAAAAGACGAUAAAGAAGUCUUCAAAAUUACAUCUUAAUUAAUGUAUACACGCAUAUGCAUAUUUAUAUACAACGAUUUUUAUGACACGUUGCGUAAGAUUGUAGGCACAGGUAGGCAGGAGCACAGAUUGUUUCGAAAGAGACAAGAAACAAAAUGUCUUGAUAAGCACCAUACUGUUAUAUUAUUGAUUGUGCUCGACAUCUUUUUACAGGGAUUGGGUCAUCUUGCCCUUUACAAUCUUAAACCAUGUCAAAGCAGAAUAUUCGAAGAGAAGGUUAUAUUAAUUUCUUUUUGAGAAGCGACACUAAACAAUUGUUAAGGUUCUCCACUAAUUUGGCGCCAUCCUAUUAGAGAUAGACGUCAAAUUGUGAGGCCCCACCUCUUAAGUAACCUUAAAGUUUUGACAGAGACUUAAACGUAUACAGUGAUGGCAGACAAGGAACUUCAUAGACACGUCCCCAAUCAGCGUCGCUCGUCAUCGAGAACACAUAGCAAGUUGUACAUGUAUUAUAGUUUUGGUUAUGAACCGGCCGAAGAGCAAUACGUUUUUUUUUUCGACUCCGUUUACGAAAGUUCUGGCAUGAAAGAAAUACGGUCAUACGCCAACAUGACCGUCGAAAUAUGUUGUAAAAUCAACGUUAAAAAGGAGAACAACAGUGAAGUUUUGAUUAUAAAAGUAACUCAAAAUCAAAAGAAAGAAA
Molecule: messenger RNA, 2872 nt
Organism: Aplysia californica (California sea hare)
Lineage: Eukaryota; Metazoa; Mollusca; Gastropoda; Aplysiida; Aplysiidae
Product: sodium-dependent glucose transporter 1A
Exons: 4
Coding region: 482-2056 (524 amino acids)
Biological process (GO): transmembrane transport
Source: RefSeq, a predicted model, not a curated record